GGAGACCAUGUGCACCAUCGGCUAUACAUGUGAGGAGAUUGUUUCAUCCCUAACUCACAGGCAAGAAGAUAAUCAUGUAACAGCUACUUGCAACAUUCUCAAAUAUCAGCUGAGUGGUGGGGACAGCCAUCAGCAAGAGCAGAUGCCCUGGUUAACCAUUAGCCCUGCAGUUCCUGUUCGCCUCCCUCUCCCCUUGAAGAGAGCCAGUGAACCAGCAUUUACAACCAGUACACAUGCUGGGAAGGGUCACUUUAAGGAGGAGGGUGUGGAGGAAAGAGGCAAAAGAUGUAGAAGCUACACCAUGCCUCACAGAUCCUCCUUCCUGGAGGUGCUGUCCUCUUCAGACAACACAGUCCCAGAAAGAGAAGCUCUUAUGGCUGACGUCAUCAACACUGCUACAGAGGACAUUGCAGUCAACAGGAAUUCUGUUGACCCCCUGCCUGGCAAUCUCUCCUCCCCUGAGUCAGUCUUGGAUGAAACACCCACAGGAUUUCUGAACCUGGGCUUCUGUGAAGAAGAUUCAUCCCAGGGGUCAGACAUUCCCAGUGACCAGCACCAGGUGGCACCCACAACAUCUGGCUCCAGGCCAUUCAGGGUCUUGAAGCUGGUGAGGAAGCAAAUUUCCCAUGCACUGAGAGCACUGUGCAGCUGCUGCUGCUGCUGCCUGCCCACCCCAAGUGUGGAAACUGAAAUGGCCCAAUAGAAUUCCAGACCUGGUGAGGAGUGACUGCCACAGAAGUGAGCCAGAACUCAUCUCCAGAGUGCCAGCUCCCUCCAACCCAGGGCAACAGGCUCCUGCCUGCAUUCAUCCUCCAGCUAUUGGGUCUGAGCUGCCAGUUUGCAUCUCUUUCAGCUUAAUCCAGCUUCAGAACAGUUGUGGGACAAUUGGGGUUCAUAAAGCAUAUGUACCCCAUGACCCUCUACCUUCCUAGCUUUGGUUGUGCUUGUAGGACCACUCACACUGCAUGGAAAACAGCAGCGUCUACAACCAGGAAGGACUUCAUACCAAUCUCGGCUGCUCAUCAUCUUGGUCACUUUAACCCUCCAACUUACUCUGUGACUGCCUUUUGGACAAAACAGCAAGACCUGUGUAAAUCCUCUGGAAAAUGGAGGUGGGUGAAAGGAGAUAAAGAGGACUAAUUGGGGAACAAUUUUGAGACAGGAAUAGAGGACAUGAGAGGUGGUGUAGAAUACGGAGUAGCGUCUGUCCUGAGGAACUUCCUGUCAACAAAGUAACAUGAA
Molecule: messenger RNA, 1242 nt
Organism: Peromyscus maniculatus bairdii (prairie deer mouse)
Lineage: Eukaryota; Metazoa; Chordata; Mammalia; Rodentia; Cricetidae
Source: RefSeq, a predicted model, not a curated record